This is a messenger RNA of Cooperia oncophora, 198 nucleotides long. NCBI's taxonomy places the organism in Eukaryota, Metazoa, Nematoda, Chromadorea, Rhabditida, Trichostrongylidae. The record is from the annotation of a GenBank genome assembly.
AUGACUAUAUCUCAGGCUGCACAGCGCAUCAUAAACGAGCAGGGGGAAAAUGCCCUCGAAGUGCUUGCACAGUUGUCGCAAGACUUCCCACGCCAUGCCAGGUCUCUGUCACGUCAAGUAGUGCUCAAGGAGGUGCGCAAGGAAAUUGAAAAUAACCAAAAGGAUCACCUUCUAGAUACAGGUAUUGUUGAAAAAUAG